Messenger RNA from Strongylocentrotus purpuratus (purple sea urchin), 1018 nucleotides. RefSeq names its product scavenger receptor cysteine-rich type 1 protein M160-like. NCBI's taxonomy places the organism in Eukaryota, Metazoa, Echinodermata, Echinoidea, Camarodonta, Strongylocentrotidae. The record is from RefSeq and is a predicted model, not a curated record. Bases 32 to 1018 code for a protein of 328 amino acids. The transcript has 5 exons. Gene Ontology annotation, cellular component: membrane.
GUUGAACGAGUCCCUAUCACGUGAUAUAGUGAUGAGUAGUGUUCAUUGUGACGGCAUGGAGUCCUAUCUAAUAGACUGCCCUGCAUCCUAUGUGGAUAAUACAAACUGCCAAUCAAUGGCUUAUGUGGAGUGUACUACAGAGUCUGAUGAGCUUGCAAUGCAGGAGGAUAUUAUUAUUCGACUCUCUGAUGGUGGAUCUCCUCGAGAGGGUCGAGUUGAGGUAUUCAUCUUUGGACGAUGGGGUUCAUUAUGUGAUGAUUUCUGGACUGAUGAAGAUGCAGCCGUUGUCUGUAGACAUCUUGGACAUACAGAUGGGAUACAUAGAGCUGUUUGGGGAGGAUCGUACGGUUCUUCGUCUGCUGGGAUGGUACCCGGUCAUCCUAUUUGUGGAGGGUGGGAGUCGACGCUAGAUGAAUGUUAUAUUCAAACCUCCUUCCAGCAAUGCUACAACUCUGAUGUUGGUGUCAACUGUGAUUCAGGGAGGGUGUUCACAAUCAUCAUCCUCGUGGUGGGGGUUGUUGCAGUAUUACUAGCUAUUCUCAUCAUAUCAUGUCUUUGCUACUGUUGUAUCUGCAAAAAGACGGUAGUACCUCCUGUAACAUCUGGAGCGGCGGUGGUACCCGGUGUUGCUAUGUCAGAGAAUGCUCCACUUCCCCUCCCUCCGGUGAUGGCAGACAUGGUUCCUAUACCAAACCUAGAGUAUGGUACAUUACCAUCCAUGGACGAUCUUACAUUACCCCGGCAUAUAGUCCACGUCAUGGGCAGAAGUAUGCUUGUAGAGCUAUGGGAGACAGUGUACGCCAAAGAGUCUGUCAUACAUAUGCAAUCUGGUCAUGCAUUUCCCCCUUCCCUUCGUGCUCACAUUCUUACUGCAGCUGCCCUCAUUGGCGUGUUGAUGGGUAAACCUGGCGUCUUAGACAGCAUAGAUAAGGACCACUUAGCAAAUCUGUACGGUGCACUCCUCAACCAGGACAAGAAGGUGACUGCUGUACCUGAGAAGAGUGUGUCAAACGGUUAA